Molecule: messenger RNA, 1338 nt
Organism: Microthlaspi erraticum
Lineage: Eukaryota; Viridiplantae; Streptophyta; Magnoliopsida; Brassicales; Brassicaceae
Source: the annotation of a GenBank genome assembly
AUGGCUUUCGCAAGAUUCAUUGCCCAAAUAAUCAGGUUGAGAGCGCAUUUCCCUGAUUAUGCCAUAAAGAAAGUCAGGCUUGAUAAUGCUGGUGAAUUCACUUCAGCAGCCUUUAAUGACUUUUGUAUGUCUGUGGGAAUCGAUGUUGAACAUCCGGUUCCGCACGUUCAUACGCAAAAUGGCAUGGCUGAGUCAUUAAUAAAGCGGUUGCAGUUAAUUGCAAGACCGUUAAUCUUGAGAACAAAACUCCCAAUCACUGUAUGGGGACAUGCAAUAUUGCAUGCGGGAGCCUUGGUUCAAGUUCUUGUAGAACCUGAUAAAGAGGUUCGUCAAGAUGACGAACCAGAGACAGAAAAAUUUGAGAUUUCCAUCUCCUUCGCCCAAAGUGGAAAAAUAUGGGCUAGAAGUGAAAUAGAUGAUGAUGGAAUGUUCUCUUUUUCUGUAGCUAAAGAGAUCGAUCAUGAAAAUGAUGAUCCAGAUCCAACUUCCGUGUCAGAGUGCCAAAAGAGGCCGGACUGGGAGAAAUGGCAAAUGGCCAUGAAGAAUGAAAUAUUCUCUCUCAAUAAACGGACUGUAGUUCAAUGGUCAAUAGAUCGCUUGAUGUUAACAAGGAUCCAUUUCGACCUAUUGAAGAUUCUGAAAGAAAUGUUAGGUCCUGAAAUACAGCUCAUCGCCUACCAGAAGACAUUGGAACGUUAUCUUCAAGGUACGAUUGAGUUUGGAUUAUAUUAUUCAAGAAACCCCGAGGUUGGUUUAGUUGGUUUUGCAGAUGCUGGCUACUUGUCUGAUCCGCAUAAAGCUCGAUCGCAAACCGGUUAUUUUCACAUACGGUGGAACCGCGAUCUCAUGGCGUUCCCAAAAACAAACAUUGGUUGCAACGUCUUCAAAUUAUGCGGAAAUCAUUGCUUCAUGAAGCAUGCAGAGAGUGUGUGGUUGAGAUCUUUGAUCCAACAUAUACAAGAAGCCAGCGGAGUAUCUACAAAGAAAGAGCCAACAACCAUAUACGAAGACAAUUCUGCAUGUGUCACUCAACUCAAAGAAGGCUACAUCAAGAGCGACAGGACAAAACACAUCCCUCCAAGAUUUUUCUCUUACACUCAAGAACUUGAGAAGAAUCAAGAAGUGGAUAUUCAGUAUGUUCGCUCAAGUGACAAUGCAGCUGAUCUCUUCACAAAGGCGCUUCCUACUACAGUGUUCAAGAAGCAUGUUCAAGUAUUGGAAUGCGUCGUCUUCAAGAUUUGUGAAGAGAAGAUCAUAUCUAUUUUUCAGGGGGAGUUUGCAUCGCGGUACUCUUUUUCCUUUUCAUGGUUUUUAUCCCAUUGGGUUUUUCCAUGUUAA